CGGUGCAGAUCGUGGCCGCUGGCUCUGCGGUUCCCUCCCUCCCCUGCUUUCCUCCCUCCCUCCCUUUCCUUCCCUCGGCGGCUGUCGGUCGCCCGUCGCAGCCUCCGUGACCCAUCCCUAACCCUUUCCUGACCUCGGUGCCGCCGGAUUGGCCUCCUUUUCCUGUUUCCCGGCCCACUUGGGUGUCAGGGCGGGGGCCUUGAGGAGCCAGGGCCUCUGCAGCUGAGGAGAGAAAAGACGAGACGACCCUCGGCUCCGCAGCCGGAUCGCUCGGUUGGCCGCCGCCAUGGCGAUGAGGCAGACUCCGCUCACCUGCUCGGGCCACACGCGGCCUGUGGUCGAUCUGGCCUUCAGUGGCAUCACGCCUUAUGGCUAUUUCUUAAUCAGCGCUUGCAAAGAUGGUAAGCCCAUGCUGCGCCAGGGAGACACAGGAGACUGGAUUGGAACAUUUUUGGGUCAUAAAGGUGCUGUUUGGGGUGCAACCUUGAAUAAAGAUGCCACCAAAGCAGCCACAGCAGCUGCCGAUUUCACAGCCAAAGUGUGGGAUGCUGUCUCGGGAGAUGAAUUGAUGACCCUGGCUCAUAAACACAUCGUCAAGACUGUGGAUUUUACACAGGAUAGUAAUUACUUGUUAACUGGGGGACAGGAUAAACUGUUACGCAUCUAUGAUUUGAACAAACCUGAAGCAGAACCUAAGGAAAUCAGUGGUCAUACCUCUGGUAUUAAAAAGGCUCUAUGGUGCAGUGAGGAUAAACAGAUUCUUUCAGCUGAUGAUAAAACUGUUCGCCUUUGGGAUCAUGCUACUAUGACAGAAGUGAAAUCUCUAAAUUUUAAUAUGUCUGUUAGCAGUAUGGAAUAUAUUCCUGAGGGAGAGAUCUUGGUAAUAACUUAUGGACGAUCCAUUGCUUUUCAUAGUGCAGUAAGUUUGGACCCAGUUAAAUCCUUUGAAGCUCCAGCAACCAUCAAUUCUGCAUCUCUUCAUCCUGAGAAAGAAUUUCUUGUUGCAGGUGGUGAAGAUUUUAAACUUUAUAAGUAUGAUUAUAAUAGUGGAGAAGAAUUAGAAUCCUACAAAGGACACUUUGGUCCUAUUCACUGUGUGAGAUUUAGUCCUGAUGGAGAACUCUAUGCCAGUGGUUCUGAAGAUGGAACAUUGAGACUGUGGCAAACUGUGGUAGGAAAAACAUACGGCCUUUGGAAAUGUGUGCUUCCUGAAGAAGACAGUGGUGAGCUGGCAAAGCCAAAGAUCAAUUUUCCAGAGACAACGGAAGAGGAGCUAGAAGAAAUUGCUUCAGAGAAUUCAGAUUCCAUCUAUAGUUCAACUCCUGAAGUUAAGGCCUGAGCCUCAGGCAUAUGCCACAGAUAGUAUACAACAUGUGGACUAAAACGAGCAAGCAGAGAAAAGCAUCAGCCUUCCAGAGUUACUCUGUGCUUAAGGCAAACAUGAGCAGUAAAUAAUGAGGAAUAUGAACUAGCUCCAGUGCUGGAACUAACUAACUUGGUAUUACCUGUAAGUGAAAACACAAGCGUAUCAGAUGAAGGCAGGUGGAGUUAUGCUCUUGUAGUACGAUGGCCUGUUGUCAUCUUAAUGAAUAUGUGCAAGCCAACAUCCAAUUUCUCUUAUUACAAUUAGAUUUCUUGUAGGUGUUUAUGUUAUUAUGGAGAAGAAAAAUAUAUUGGCCUAUUUUUCUGACUUUUCCCUUAAAGCAGAAAGCCUUUUUUUGCUUUAGUUGUAAAGAAGAGGGAAUACAUGAUAAAGUAACUGGUUUGAUUUCUCUUUCAUUGUACACUGCUUCUGAACAUCUAAUUGUUUUUAGUUGUCUAAAUAAAAUGCCUCUAAAACAAAGCAAUGUUUGUUUCUUGGGAAAAAUUGGGAGAUUUGAGUGUCAUCAGUGGAAAUCGCCACAGAGUUUUUCUAUAUCAUAACUAUGUCAAAAGACAACCUCGUUAAAUAAUCUGUGGUAAACAUAUUGUUUCGUAAUUUUGAAAUUUAAUUGCUUGGACUGAAUUUUUGAAAUUUUCAUGUUCUUUGCUGGGGUUACAUUUACUCCCUUCUUCCUAGAUUGGAUAGAAAUGCUUGACCUGCCUUUUAAAAAGUUUCAGAAUAGUGACUUAUUUAAAUGACACAUGCUAAUUAUAAGAGAAAAAUAAAGCAAUUCAGAAUUAGCUGAAAGACAGCAGAAAAAUCACUCAAAAUCCCAGCACCCCCCAAAAUCUAUUAAAAUUGAGUGAACAUUAAUGUACAUUACUGUAUCUCUGUGUGAUCAUAAAGAUGGGAUCAUUGUAGACCUGCAAUGUUUAUUUUACUUUAUCCUUUAAGUUCAGGUGGUGUUCAAAAAGCCUUUUUACCAACCUAAUAAAAUGUAUCAACUGAA
This is a messenger RNA of Diceros bicornis minor, 2372 nucleotides long. It is a transcript of the gene STRAP, whose product is annotated as serine/threonine kinase receptor associated protein. Gene Ontology annotation, biological process: spliceosomal snRNP assembly. The coding region runs from base 287 to 1339 and encodes 350 amino acids. Gene Ontology annotation, cellular component: SMN complex. Gene Ontology annotation, molecular function: protein binding; RNA binding. NCBI's taxonomy places the organism in Eukaryota, Metazoa, Chordata, Mammalia, Perissodactyla, Rhinocerotidae. The record is from RefSeq and is a predicted model, not a curated record. The transcript is spliced from 10 exons.